Molecule: messenger RNA, 2520 nt
Organism: Huiozyma naganishii CBS 8797
Lineage: Eukaryota; Fungi; Ascomycota; Saccharomycetes; Saccharomycetales; Saccharomycetaceae
Gene: NOT3
Product: CCR4-NOT core subunit NOT3
Exons: 1
Coding region: 1-2520 (839 amino acids)
Biological process (GO): regulation of DNA-templated transcription; nuclear-transcribed mRNA poly(A) tail shortening
Cellular component (GO): nucleus; CCR4-NOT core complex; P-body
Source: RefSeq, a predicted model, not a curated record
AUGGCGCAUAGGAAGCUGCAACAGGAGGUGGACAAAGUGUUCAAGAAGAUCAAUGAGGGACUCGACGUGUUCGAUAUGUACUAUGAGAGGCAUGAGAACUGUACAAAUAACCCGUCGCAGAAGGACAAGCUCGAGUCGGAUUUGAAACGGGAGGUGAAGAAGCUUCAAAGACUCAGGGAGCAAGUGAAGUCGUGGCAGAGCUCGCCGGAUAUCAAGGAUAAGGAUGCUCUACUCGAGUACAGGCGGCGUGUCGAAAUCGCCAUGGAGAAGUAUAAAGCGGUGGAAAAGGCGUCGAAGGAGAAGGCGUAUUCGAAUAUAAGUUUGAAGAAGACGGAUACGCUCGACCCCGAGGAGCGUGAGAGGUUAGAGACGGAGAACUUUCUGUCGUCGAUGAUCGAUGAUUUGGAGAGGCAAUACGAAGCUCACCAAGUAGAUAUAGAUCAGUUGACGGUGCUGAACAAGAAGAAGAAGACGCACUCGCAGAGCAACGAGGACAGGAUCAAAAAGUGCAAGAGUUGGCAGCUGAGGUACAGGUGGCACCAGCAGCAGAUGGAACUCGCUCUCCGAUUGCUCGCGAACGAGGAGUUGGACCCGAAACAGGUGAACGAAAUUAAGGACGAUAUCAGCUUCUUUGUUGAUAGCAAUCAGGACGACGAUUUCGUGGAGGACGAAUCCAUAUACGACAAUUUGGAUCUCCUCUCAAACGAGGCCAUCGCCCACGAGGUCGCGCAGUAUUUUGCUAGUCAGAUGCUCGACGACAACAUGGCCAACGCGGAAAGUACAGCGGCACUCUCAUCGGAUGCAACGACAGAAGAUGGCUCCAAGAUAUCGAAGAAGGAACUGAGGAAGUUGGAAAGAGACGCAAAGAAGGCAGCAAAGACCGCUGCGAAGAAUGCGGCAGCGGAUAGCGCGUCACAGGGCGGGACUGUGACUGUGAAACUCGGGUCAGCACCACUGAGCCCCGCGGCUUCGAAAACGAAGACCGAAUCACAAAGCACAUCCCCAGUAUUGAAGGCACCUUCAGCAUCGAUAACUGUAAAACAGACUGCAGGUACAUCCUCGUCGUCACCAUCGCCAGUUCAACCUUCGAAGACAAAAGGCAAGAGUACAGCGGAAUCCACUACAUCCUCGGAACAUCAAGGAAUUGUACACACGCAUAUUCAUCAGGGCCAAAAUGGAGUCACGGGCUCCAGUAUAUUAAAACCAGCGACUAUUCCAGCGAGACCCACCGGUGACGUGAAGUGGGCAGUUGCCGCCUCUCAGAGUUUGCAAAGAGAGAAGGAGAAACACAAAUCAUUGAGCAAGAACUCAACGACGAGUUCUACUCCGGUCACUUCCGCUGCAAUGAAUACAACAUCUGACACAGCGAUCUCCACGCCUAGCGUCGCAUCCCCAGUGGUAUCAGACACGAAGUUGGAAAGCGCGAGCCCUCGUCAUCCCGGCGACACGCAAAACGGCAGCGUUAACAACUCCUCAGCAGUUACCGCAGCAGCUGUGCUUGCUGCAGGUGCCGCUGCCGUGAAUCAGAACAACCAGCAAUUCCACAGAUCGUACACACCGACUUUGGCAGAAUCGAUGGUUAAAGUCUCCGUGGAUGUUCAGCAGCAAACGGCAAUGGCAGACCACACUUCAGGGAUCUUUGCUGAUGCCGAGACGACACUGGCGGAGGACUCGCAUACACUGCCUGAGAGCGAAGAACAGGAAGAUGGGGAAGUUGAAGUGGAAGAGCAAGAAAACCUAUUCCUACACGAGGACGACGAUCUGAUACCGAACGAGCCAGUCGCAACGGAACUGUCCCCUGAACAAGAGCAGAAGAACUUCAUGUUGAGGUCCGAGUUGGAGUCGGACUUCAUGGCGGAUUUCGAGUUGCUUUCAUUGCCCAACGGUAUCAACGAAUUUAUCAUGGGUUACGAAAUCAACAACAACGGACUGUACGCGAACGAUGGGAAACUUGGCGGUUACAGACACAGCAUAGACCUGUGCCGUAUCGACAGGUUGAACCCGGUCCCCGCUGGCGUGAACCCUCCGAACCCACUCGACGCGUUCAGAUCAACACAACAAUGGGACGUCAUUCGCGGAGGGCCUGAGAGACAACUCGAUCAGAUAAUAGACAAGUUCAGAGGUCUGGAGAUGUUCAGUCUCUUUUACAACUACUAUUUUGCAAUCUUGCCGAUGGAGAAGCAGAUUGCGUUCCAGCUGCUGAAGGAGAAAAGUUGGAAAGUUGGUGUUGGCGAGACCAUGUGGUUCCUACGACAGGGGGAGGUCAAACUGCAAAAUGAGCAGUUUGAGUUGGCAGACUACAAGAUUUUUAAACUGGACGACUGGUCCGUUGUCGACAAGAUCAAUUUCAGACUCGAUUACUCUAACUUGAAGUACCCUGAGGCAAGCGGCAUUUCAGCGGUCUCAUCGGACGCUAGAGUGCUGGCUCACGACAGUGCUGUAAACGACCGGGUGGGACUGAGCCACGGUCAGCAACUCCUACAGCAAUUGAAGCAGGGAAAAAUGGGCCUGACAGCAUAG